Molecule: messenger RNA, 3175 nt
Organism: Calypte anna (Anna's hummingbird)
Lineage: Eukaryota; Metazoa; Chordata; Aves; Apodiformes; Trochilidae
Gene: ADAM9
Product: ADAM metallopeptidase domain 9
Exons: 22
Coding region: 78-2642 (854 amino acids)
Biological process (GO): membrane protein ectodomain proteolysis; transforming growth factor beta receptor signaling pathway; cell-cell adhesion mediated by integrin
Cellular component (GO): plasma membrane
Molecular function (GO): metalloendopeptidase activity; integrin binding
Source: RefSeq, a predicted model, not a curated record
GUGCGGCGCAGGCCCCGGUCCGGCUCCAUAAGGCCGCGGGCCCCCGGCCGGACCCAGCGGCCCAACCGGGAGGGGCGAUGCGGACACCGGGAGCCAUGGCCUGGGCGGUGCGGAGCUGCCUCUGCCUCCUGCUCCUGGCCGUACCCGGGCAGCCGGGACGUGCGGGAUUCCAGCAGGUUUCUCUGUUGUCUUCCUAUGAAGUUGUAAUCCCACAGAAGUUGGGAAGAGAACGGCGAGAGGCUUCCAGUGUCUCCUCAGCACAGGACAAGGUGUCAUAUGGUGUUCAGAUAGAGGGAAAAGAAUACACGAUUCAUCUAGAAAAGAACAAAGAACUGCUGCCCAAAGAUUUCACAGUUUAUACCUACAAUAAGGAGGGGAAGUUGCAAUCUGAAAAUCCAGAUGUCCAGGAUCACUGCCACUAUCAGGGCUACGUGGAGGGGAGCCUGGAUUCAGUGGUUGCUGUCAGCACUUGCUCAGGGCUCAGGGGUUUGGUGACAAUAGAGAACAUCACCUAUGGCAUUGAGCCCAUGGAUCCCUCUUCUGGCUCUGAACACAUCUUGUAUCGAUUGGAUAAUGUGAAGAAGGAGCCCACGACUUGUGGGGUCACCCCUGAAGACCACGAAAGGGAACACACAGAGGAAAAUCAGCACCCCAGUAUGACCCAGCUGCUGCGAAGAAAGAGAGCGGUCCUGCAUCAAACAAGAUAUGUGGAACUCUUUAUAGUUGUGGAUAAAGAAAAGUUUGAAGAUUUUGGGAAGAGUGAAACAGAAGUAAGAGAACACAUGGUACAACUGGCAAACUUCCUUGACAGUAUGUACAUCAUGCUGAACAUUCGCAUUGUGCUGGUUGGUUUAGAGAUCUGGAAGUAUGAAAAUAUAAUUAGCACAGAUGGAGGUGCUGGGGAUGUGCUGGCAAACUUCGUGCAGUGGAGAGAGAAGAAUCUUGUUCUGCGCCGGAGACACGACAGUGCCCAGUUUGUUUUGAAGAAGGGGUUUGGUGGCACAGCUGGCAUGGCCUAUGUUGGAACAGUGUGCUCCAAGAGCCAUGCAGGAGGCAUUAAUGUGUUUGGAAGGAUCAGCAUUCAGAUGUUUGCAUCAAUUAUGGCUCACGAGCUGGGACACAACCUGGGAAUGAACCACGAUGAUGAACGGGUCUGUCACUGUGGGGCAAGCAGCUGCAUUAUGAGCUCUGGAGCAUCGGGAUCAAGGAACUUCAGCAGCUGCAGUGCAGAAGACUUUGAGAAGUUAACUCUUAACAAAGGUGGAAGCUGCCUGCUCAAUGUUCCCAGGCCUGAUGAAACCUACAGUGUCCCAUACUGUGGGAACAGGCUGGUGGAUGCUGGGGAGGAGUGUGACUGUGGUUCACCAAAGGAAUGUGAGAGUGAUCCUUGCUGUGAGCCAGGUACUUGCAGGCUCCGAUCCGGUGCUGCGUGUGCUUAUGGUGACUGCUGUAAAAACUGCCAGCUCCUUCCUGCAGGAACUGAGUGUCGGGCGAGUAACAACGAGUGUGACCUUCCAGAGUACUGCAAUGGCACAUCCCAGUUCUGCCAGCCUGACUUCACUGUCCAGAAUGGGCACCCCUGCCACCAGGAGGAAGCCUACUGCUACAACGGCGUCUGCCAGUACUACGACGCGCAGUGCCAGGAUAUCUUUGGCUCCAAAGCCAAAGCAGCCCCCAACAUUUGUUUUGAUGAAGUGAAUUCCAAAGGUGACAGAUUUGGCAACUGUGGUUAUCAUGGCCAUGACUACAAGAAAUGUUCCAGCUCGAAUGCCAUGUGUGGGAAGCUGCAAUGUGAAAAUGUGAAAACUAUGCCUGUUUUUGGCAUUAAGCCUGCUAUUAUCCAGACUCCCAUUAGAGGCACCACGUGCUGGGGUGUAGAUUUCCAGCUAGGCUCUGAUGUCCCAGACCCUGGAAUGGUGAAUGAAGGCACUAAAUGUGGUAAUGGAAAGGUCUGCAGACACUUCCAGUGUGUCAGUGCCUCUGUCCUCAACUACGACUGUGACGUGGAGCGGCAGUGCCACGGGCACGGGGUGUGCAACAACAACAGGAGCUGUCACUGUGAAGCAGGCUGGGCCCCUCCAUACUGUGACACCAAGGGCUAUGGAGGCAGCAUGGAGAGUGGACCUCCCUACAAUGAUAAAGACACCUCGCUGAGAGAUGGGCUGCUGGUGUUUUUUUUCCUGAUCCUCCCACUCCUCAUAGCUGCUGCUCUGGCAUUUGCAAAACGAGACAGACUGAAGAGAUGCUUUAGAAGAUUAAUGUCACGCUGCCAUUCGUCACUUCAGUCACCACCUCCUCGGACAGAAACUGAACAGAGAGACCACCACAGAGGCUUUUCACAUGGCAUGCCUUAUCCUCCAAGAGGUGUUCCCACGGAUAUGGAGCCAAAUACCUUUCCUGUUCCAUCUUACCCAGUUAACCAGCACCCUCAGCAGGCUUACCACCAGCCCUACUACCCAUCCUACCACCAGCCCUACUACCCAUCACCACAGUACCAGGCACAGCAGCCACAGAAGCUGCCCACAAGGCCACCACCUCCACUACAGAAAUGUGUGCCUCAGGGACCUCCUCCACCACAGCAAAAAUGUUUACCUCAGGGACAGUAUUUUCCCUCUCGACCUGCACCUUUGCCUCCCAAAUAGCUUUUUGGCUUCUUUGGGGUCUUGCUGUGAGCUGAGACAGAGCUGAGAUUGCAGUUGUCCUCCUGGCAUCAAGCAGAACGUGGGGAUCCCAGGGACCUUCCUCCUGCAGCCUGGGGGGAGGCAAACGAGAGGUGGGAACGAGGAAUGUCAAACUCUAAACUAAAUACCUCUACCAAAGCUACAGGGACUGAAAACAUCCAACCCCUUCCUAGAGCUCUCUGAGUGUUGUGGCUUUGUGACCUGCAGCCCUGCAGGGAGAUCAGCUGGGGAGCACAGAGCACGGGAGUUGGUUUUGGUUUCCCCAUUUCUGCAGUGAGCCCUAACAGUGAAAUUGUCUGAUCUGUUGUUGUCUUUUUUUAAAAACGUCCAGUGAAGAACUGAAGUGUGACCCAGACCGUUUGCAAAACAAGGAAAUCUGGCCAAGAAUGCCAAAUUAUUUUGCAUGGACUGGAAACAGCUUCCACAUUAAUGGCACAAGUGAAAUAAGAUAUCAGUGUACUUUUUCAGAGGAAGAUAAAUACCUUGUAAACAUG